Molecule: messenger RNA, 1973 nt
Organism: Leptinotarsa decemlineata (Colorado potato beetle)
Lineage: Eukaryota; Metazoa; Arthropoda; Insecta; Coleoptera; Chrysomelidae
Product: transmembrane protein 184C
Source: RefSeq, a predicted model, not a curated record
ACAGUUUACUAACAAAUAACAAAUGUCAGUUUGCCAAAACCAAGUAAAUUUGUUAUAUUAUCUUUGAUCAAACAUUUACAUCGAAUGAGACAGAAAACGUCCAGAUAUUUCGAUUGCAGAACCUUUUUUCUUUUUGUAUAUUGAAGCGAUCUUCAGACAUAAACGAAACCGUAUGAUGUGAUAGAAAUGUGUUCAGAACAGUGCAUCGGCUGUCUUUCGAGAUGGAGAUUAUGGAUUCGGCCCCUCUUUAUUUUUGUGUACGCCUUCGCGGCUUUAGUGUUUGUCCCAUACUUCCUGGUAAAGUCUCUGGAGGACGGGUUCAACAAGCACGACCAAGAAAUUCUCAUUGGGGGAGUUUUCGUAUUGGUGGCCAUUCCUUUGUCUUUCUGGGAAAUGAUCCAACAUGGAAUAAAUUAUACGGAGCCGAGGUUACAAAAACACAUCAUCAGGAUAUUGUGGAUGGUUCCAAUUUACGCUGUAAAUGCGUGGCUGGGGCUUAUUUAUCCCCGGCAGUCCGUUUACGUAGACUGUUUAAGAGAAUGUUACGAAGCAUACGUCAUUUACAACUUCAUGAAGUUUCUCCUAAACUACCUCAACAUGGAGAUGGACCUCGAAGCUAACUUGGAGCUGAAGCCUCAAGUGAAACACAUGUUUCCGUUAUGUUGCCUGCCUCAAUGGGAAAUGGGAAGGGAAUUCGUUCAUAUAUGCAAGCACGGAAUUUUGCAGUACACGGUUGUGAGACCACUGACAACGGCGAUUUCUUUCAUAUGUAAAAGUUUCGACGUUUUUGGUGACGGACAAUUCAAAGCCAACGUAGCCUUUCCCUAUAUGAUAGCAAUCAACAAUCUAUCGCAGUUUAUUGCGAUGUACUGCCUAAUCAUGUUUUACAGAGCUACUCUAUCUGAACUGAAGCCUAUGAAGCCUUUGGGAAAGUUCCUCUGCAUCAAAGCUGUCGUAUUUUUCUCUUUUUUCCAAGGAGUCCUCAUCUCGCUGAUGGUUUACUUGGAAUGGAUCAAACCUAGCCCCGAUACCGGAGACGACCCGCUCAGUCUCUCUAUCAGACUCCAGAAUUUUCUAAUUUGCAUCGAAAUGUGCUUGGCUGCCAUUGCACAUCAUUACUCCUUCUCUCACAAGGAGUAUGUCUCUAGAGGAUCUCGCAGCCAGUCGUGCUGCUCGGCCUUCCUGGCCAUGUGGGACGUUUCGGACGUGCAAAGUGACAUCAGGGAGCACCUCGGGAUAGUAGGCAGCUCAAUAAGCAGGCGACUACGAGGUAGGAGCAUGUACACCAUUCCGAGAGGCAAUAACGAAUUCGACCCGCUCGUGGCCCCUGUGGCGGUGCACGGCGCACCUAGUUUACCAAACUAUUACCAAAGCAACUGUGAUGAACUUAUAGUCAAUUACGGUACUGUGAGUGCUAGUCAGCCCAUUAAAAUGAAUCGUAAUAGGUAUGAUACCUAGGGAAGCGGUAGUGUGCUUAGCUUUUCAUGCAUCAGGCUGGACUGAAAAUUCUAAAUUUCUCGCAGAAGACUGUUGAUAUAAUUAUUGGGUAUGUGCCCUAAGAGUCGAGGCCAGUAAGAAAAAUAAUAUUGGCUGGUUGUUUUUGUAGCUUAGGCCAUCAAAGAGGGGAUGUGAAGGACUGAUUUUCAUGACACAUUCGCUUAAACUAGGGAAGAGUAGAAGGGCUAUUCUAGUUAUUUUUUCAUUUUUCCGACUUUUAAUUUUGCAUAAUGUGUGAUCAGUAUGAAAACAUCAGAUUAGAUUGAGUUAUGUAAGAAAAAUAAUUUCGAGUUCAAGACGGAAUUUCCGAGAUAAAGGUCGGAAUUUUCUAGUUGAAUAAAAAAAACUGUGGUCCUUCUACGUUCCUGUAUGAACGUGAUUUGGAGAUUUUUUGGUCCACCCUAUAUAUUUUAUGUGAUUUUUUAUUGAAUUACAUUUUUUUUAAUGUUACCGAUGACUAUUUUAGUUUUAUUUGU